GGCGGCGGCGGGUGGGGAGCGGCGGUACCGGUACCUCCACGAUGCCAGGGAGCCUCUCCACGGCCCUGCGUGUCGUGGGGACCAGCCUCUUUGCCGUGGCAGUGCUGGGGGGAAUCCUGGCUGCCUACGUCACAGGGUACCAGUUCAUCCAUACGGAGAAGCACUACCUCUCCUUUGGACUCUACGGGGCCAUCCUGGGGCUGCAUCUCUUCAUCCAGAGCCUCUUUGCCUUCCUGGAGCACCGGCGCAUGCGGGACGAGGGGCAACCGGUGCGGCCGGGGCGCUCCGUGGCCCUUUGCAUUGCUGCCUUCCAGGAGGAUCCCGACUACCUGACGAAGUGCCUGCGUUCUGUCAAGCGCAUCGCCUUCCCUGACCUCAAAGUGGUGAUGGUGGUGGAUGGAAACGGCCCUGAUGACACCUACAUGCUGGACAUCUUCCAUGACGUGAUGGGCUCCGAGCACUCAGGCAGCUACAUCUGGAGGAGCAACUUCCACGCGCAGGGCGAGGGAGAGACAGAGGCCGGGCUGCAGGAAGGGCUGGCCCGUGUCCAGGCGCUGGUGCGCAGCAACACCUACUCCUGCAUCCUCCAGAAGUGGGGCGGGAAGCGGGAGGUGAUGUACACGGCCUUCCGGGCGCUCGGAGACUCUGUGGACUACAUCCAGGUGUGUGACUCAGACACGGUGCUGGACCCCGCCUGCACUGCCGAGAUGCUCCGCAUUCUGGAGGCCGACCCCCGUGUUGGCGGCGUUGGUGGCGAUGUGCAGAUCCUGAACAAGUACGACUCAUGGCUCUCCUUCCUGAGCAGCGUGCGGUACUGGAUGGCCUUCAACGUGGAGCGUGCGUGCCAGUCGUACUUCGGGUGCGUGCAGUGCAUCAGCGGCCCCCUGGGCAUGUACCGCAACGCCCUCCUGCAGCAGUUCCUUGAGGACUGGUACCACCAGACCUUCCUGGGCAGCAAGUGCAGCUUCGGGGACGACCGGCACCUCACCAACCGUGUGCUCAGCCUGGGCUACCGGACCAAGUACACAGCUCGCUCCAAGUGCCUGACGGAGACACCCACGCGGUACCUGCGCUGGCUCAACCAGCAGACCCGCUGGAGCAAGUCCUACUUUCGUGAGUGGCUCUACAAUGCACUGUGGUUCCACAAGCACCACCUCUGGAUGACCUAUGAGUCGGUGGUCACUGGGUUCUUCCCCUUCUUCCUCAUUGCCACCGUCAUCCAGCUCUUCUACCGCGGUCGCAUCUGGAACAUCCUCCUGUUCCUGCUGACGGUGCAGCUGGUGGGUGUCAUCAAGGCCACCUACGCCUGCUUCCUGCGUGGUAAUGCUGAGAUGAUCUUCAUGUCCCUCUACGCCCUCCUCUACAUGUCCAGCCUGCUGCCCGCCAAGAUCUUUGCCAUCGCCACCAUCAACAAGUCGGGCUGGGGAACCUCAGGGCGCCGCACCAUUGUGGUGAACUUUGUGGGGCUGCUGCCAGUGUCGGUGUGGGUGGCAGUGCUGCUGGGUGGGCUGGCCUACACCGCCUACAGCCAGGACCUCUUCAGCGAGACUGAGGUGGUCUUCCUCAUUUCAGGUGCCAUCCUCUACGCCUGCUACUGGGUGGCCCUGCUCACCCUCUACCUGGCCAUCGUCGCCCGCCGCUGUGGCAAGCGGGAGGAGCAGUGUGGGCUGGCCUUCACUGAGGUCUGACUGCAGGGUGGUGCCACAUGCCGGGGGGUUCCUGUGUGCCAGAGCAAUCAUCCCCAGUCCCCUCUUCCCCCAUCCUGGAGCUGGGAUGGUAGAAGUGCCAGGUGCUGGGGUGUCCCUGUGUGCCAGAGCAACCACCUCAGAUCCCCUCUUCCCCCAUCCUGGAGCCACCAGGUGCUGGGCAGUGCCAGGAUAACUACCCCCAGUCCCCUUUCCCAUCCCAGAGCCAACGGGCAGCGCUGAGCGCUCCCACCCCUUGGCAUUUCUCAGCAAAUCUAGAAAUCUUGCUAAUUUUUUUAUUAAUAUGUUUAUUUUUUCCCUAUCAUUUCUCCAUCCCAAGCUGGCUGUGGAGAAGCUGAGCCAGGGCUGCCCAUCACCCAGCUGGGUGCCGCUGGCCACAUCCCUGCUGUGCCCUAUGGAGCAUCCUGGUGCC
Neopelma chrysocephalum (saffron-crested tyrant-manakin) is the source of this 2118-nucleotide messenger RNA. It is a transcript of the gene HAS3, whose product is annotated as hyaluronan synthase 3. The coding region runs from base 42 to 1688 and encodes 548 amino acids. Gene Ontology annotation, biological process: hyaluronan biosynthetic process; extracellular matrix assembly. Gene Ontology annotation, molecular function: hyaluronan synthase activity. The record is from RefSeq and is a predicted model, not a curated record. Lineage: Eukaryota; Metazoa; Chordata; Aves; Passeriformes; Pipridae. The transcript has 4 exons.